GGGUAUAAAAGGAGGUCAGCAGCAGCAGGGGCUACCGUGCAGAGGAGAGCCCUACAGACACCCCAGCUCCAGCCUCACUCGUGGCUCCCUCAGCCCUCCCGGCACCAUGAGGGUCCUUGCAGUCACCCUGGCUGUUCUGCUCCUUGUGGCCAUCUGCUCCCUGGCUGAGGCUGAUCUCAGAAUCUCCAGGCGUGCCACAAUUUCACAGAUGCAAGAAACCAACCUCAUCUCCUGCUGCCACGCCUACAUUUCACACCCCCUUCGACGCAGCAUGAUCCGCUCUGCCUACAUGACCAGCAACAGCUGCCCAAAGCCAGCCGUGGUCCUGGUCACUAGGAAAGGGACGGAGGUGUGCGCAAACCCCGAGGCUCGCUGGGUGCAAGAAUACCUGAAGCACUUGGAGCAGCCAGAGAACUGACUCUUCCCUGCUGCUGCCCCAGGGGAAUAGGCUUGGACCCUAGCACCAGACACGCAAUAAGAGUGCUUGAGCUGCAUCCUUCUCCACCAGGAAAAUUUAUUACACCUGGCAUACACUUGUUAAACUAAAUUUUGCUUGCUUAAAUGCCUGAAUAAAGUGUUUGGCUUGUCAAA
Molecule: messenger RNA, 591 nt
Organism: Corvus hawaiiensis (hawaiian crow)
Lineage: Eukaryota; Metazoa; Chordata; Aves; Passeriformes; Corvidae
Product: C-C motif chemokine 5-like
Exons: 3
Coding region: 107-418 (103 amino acids)
Biological process (GO): cellular response to type II interferon; lymphocyte chemotaxis; immune response
Cellular component (GO): extracellular region
Molecular function (GO): chemokine activity; CCR chemokine receptor binding
Source: RefSeq, a predicted model, not a curated record